GUAGUAAUCGAAGGGAAAUCUACCUUGUAAUUUGUAGUGUUAAUUGCAAGCUUUGGUGCUAUUAUAUUGUCGAUAUCAGUCGAUAGUCAUGUACUAUAGUAGACGUUUAACUCACAGAUGGAAGCAAUGGGAGUGAAUUUUUCCACGGAACAAAGUUGGACCUGCAAGCAAUGUACAUUGAUAAACACGGGACGAAAUCCCACCUGUUCUGCUUGUGGUUAUCGUAAACAGCCAACUGUUAGUGCAUGGACGUGUAAAGUUUGUGGUUCUCGCAAUCCACAGACGGUAGUUCUUUGCAAUCAUUGUGGAUCGGACAGGAUAAAAUCUCCUCGUAACUGUGAUCACAAUGGAAAACAAUGGACAUGUCCUCGGUGCACGUUGACAAAUCCAUGGACAGCUAGCAUCUGCUCUGCUUGUCAGCUCGAUCCCUCGCUAGUUAUGGCAGAUUCUUCAGCAAGUCGCGGAUCUUCUGCCAAGGAAAGGCUCUACCCUGAUUUGUCACUUCAAUUACAUCCAGUUAUUGCUCAACAAAGCCCGGAGGUUCUCAAAUGUCCCAAAUGCCAAAGUUUAUUAUACGACAAUGUCGGAGUGUAUUGCACAGUUUGUCAUUCUCCGUGUCCUGAAGAAGGUUUUAAACCGAGACCAUUUCCCAAAUCCUCUGUACCUCAUGUGUCUAAAGAUAUUGAUGACAGCCACUGGAGUUGCUCUGGCUGUACUUUAGAUAACAAAGCUUCUAAUUCAGUCUGCGAGGUUUGCGGAAGGGCUCGUGAUGUUGGACCUAACCGCAGCAAUUCAGGAGAAACUUCUGAUUCAACAGGUUCUGGUGUUGUGGAUCCUGGCUGGUCUUGUCCAACUUGUACUCUCUUCAAUUCAUCAAAUGUUGCUAUGUGUAGUGCAUGUGGUUCAAAAAGAGACAGCGGUGCAAGUCAUGGAGAAGCCUCUCAACCGUCACCCUCAACCAGCCCCAGUAAAACAAUGAAGCGCCAGAAAAGUAUACCUGUGGAGUCCAGGAGAAUGCGUGACGAGAAGCAGGCUAAAGAACAGUGGAUCAACAUUGUGCAAUACUGUAACAGUCAAAGUAUCCAGUUUAUAGAUGACUCCUUCCCACCUGCUGAAAAGUCUCUCUAUCUGGAGCCACGGUUCUCUGAACACCCUCGCGUAGCAGAAUGGAGGCGUCCUCAGCACAUCACCUCAUUUGGAGGUGGGCGUGGCACAGCUUCAAUUGCACUGGCAGUUUUCCGCAGUCCAAGGCCCGAUGACAUUAUGCAAGGGGUUCUGGGUGACUGCUGGUUUCUGAGUGCUAUGGCUGUCUUGGGCGAAAGACCUGAGCUCCUGGAAAAAAUUGUGAUAACAAGAGAGAUCAAUCCAGAGGGAGCAUACCAAGUUCGACUUUGUAAAGAUGGAAAAUGGACAGUAAUUUUGGUUGAUGACCUCUUACCUUGUGAUUGCCAUGGACAACCUGUUUAUUCACAGGCUCGUCGUCGGCAGCUAUGGGUUCCAUUAAUUGAGAAGGCCAUGGCCAAACUUCAUGGUUGUUACCAGGCUCUUACUGCUGGUCGCUGCAUAGAAGGCCUUGCUACUUUGACAGGAGCUCCAUGUCAGAGUUUUAUGUUGCAUGCGCCUCAAAACCCCACAAGCGACACAGAACCUAUAGAUAAAGACAUGAUCUGGGCACAGCUUCUGAGCUGUAGAAGUGCUGGGUUUCUUAUGGGGGCAUCCUGUGGUGGAGAUACAAAACCGGAAGAAGAACCCGUUUUUGCAGCAGUUGGUCUGCAAACGCAUCACGCUUACUCCGUGCUUGAUGUAAAGGAUGUUCAUGGCAUAAGACUCGUUCGCCUUCGUAACCCUUGGGGUCGCUUCUCGUGGACUGGUGACUGGUCUGAUGCAUCCCCUCUGUGGACCCCUGAGUUGAGAUAUGAACUCAUGGCCCAUGGGUCUGAGGAAGGAGUCUUCUGGAUGUCCCUUGAGGACUUCAUGAAGUACUUUGACAGUGUGGACGUGUGCAAGCUCAGGGAGGGCUGGGCCGAGGCCCGUGUCAAUGGAUGUUUUCCGGCGUUUGCAGGUCCCCCAGCUAAGGUUGCUUUGGUGAACGUGUUUUCUACCACUGAUGUUGACUUUUGCCUGUUCCAAGAAGGAGUCAGGGGAAAGGCGGAAGGUGUGAAAUCUCUGCUUGACCUGUCAAUCAUUGUGUGUCGCACGUCAUCCGGGACUCUGAGUCCCAGACCCCUCUCGCUCGUCUGUCACAGCAGGAGACAGGUGAAGUCUGAUGUUUCAUGUAACGGUAUUCUGGAAGAAGGAACUUACAUGAUAGUUUGCUCAGCGUUCAAUCACUGGCAGUCGUUGGAAGCAAGAAGCAAUGAAGUAGCAGGAGCCUCAUUCGUCAAAGGACUUGUAGAUGAAGAACUUUUCCCAAACUAUGUGCUGGCAGUGCACAGCUCUCGCGCGGUCAUGGUGGAGCAAGUACCAAUGGCAGACUUCUGUUUGGCUGAUACGCUUUUGUUAUUGGCCACGUCAAAAGGAAAACGACAUGAGGGUAUUCCCGGAGUCACGUGUUACUACAUGGCGCAAGGAAUUGCGGGAUUGAUAGUUGUAGCGGAAAACCGCCGACCCGAACACCACUUGCUCGUGGACUGUGACUGUUCAGAGAGCUUUAACGUGGUGUCAUCCAGAGGAGUGCUCAUGACCACUGACUGUGUUCCACCCCUCCAUACGCAGAUACUUGUUCUUUUGACGCAGCUGGAAGGAACAGACGGUUUCGCCGUGUCUCAUAAACUCAGCUUUCGGAUCUUGCCCGAUAAUGGUUUUGGAGCAUACGGAGCUCAUCACACGCCACAGCUGACACCAGAACUGUUUGGAUUACACAGCGCACGGCCUUUAUGACGAAGGGGUUGAUGACGUCAUGGACUCAAAACACCUGCAUGUAAAAUGUGCCAAGUCAGGGGGAAACUCUCUAACCAGGCGAAGUUACUGAUCCCGAAGAUAACAAAGCUGUCCUUUUCUAGUUCAAAAGCUUGUCUGUGAAAGCUAAUUGUUGCUACAACCGUGGACAGAAUAUCUGACAAAAUGUUUGAAAUACUGUGUGAAUUUUCUGUCGAUGUAAUCGAUAGGUUUACUGGAAGAUCGUGACAAUUCCCUCGAUAUUCGCAAUUCAUUAUGAUGGGGAAUGUAAACGGGAUUUGGUCUAAGGAAGCUGGCCUUCUUUCCGUUUUAUUUAUUGUUUUAUUUUUCAGAAGCGUCUAAAAACGAAAUAGAGAUGUAAAAAUUGUAACAGUCAUGUUGUGAACCAUGUUAAGUUACAUGAAGCCAUAUGAAAUAGGGCUCAAUUCAAUUUUUUUGUGACUAUGACAUGUAUGAAUUAAAAUAGGGACACUCAUGAAAGUUUGGGAGAACUAGAAAUAGUUGUGGGAACACUUGCCUGUGGCUGGUGGCCUCACAGUGUUUCUCGUUCUCACAAACUUCCACUCGCGUUACUAAAACGUAGAUGGAAACAUGGAAACGUUUUAUAUUUUAAAUAUUAAUUAGUUGGGGGAGAUAUGCAAAGCCAAGGAAGUAAGAAUGAAAAGAAGAGGUCUCAACCACUGACUAUUGCAAGUGUUAAUCGCAAGUUGUAUUAAAUGACAUUUUAGUUGAAUAAAUUUUAUUUAACUCAUUGUA
Messenger RNA from Orbicella faveolata, 3654 nucleotides. RefSeq names its product calpain-15-like. Lineage: Eukaryota; Metazoa; Cnidaria; Anthozoa; Scleractinia; Merulinidae. Gene Ontology annotation, cellular component: cytoplasm. Gene Ontology annotation, biological process: proteolysis. Gene Ontology annotation, molecular function: calcium-dependent cysteine-type endopeptidase activity. The record is from RefSeq and is a predicted model, not a curated record.